UAAUUUAUAAAAACUUCACCAGUCUAAGUCGAUAAACGAUUGCAUCACGUUUUCAUUCCCGAGCUUUACAAGGACACUGUUAAGAAUAUAAGUGUUGAAAUUAGUGUUUUGUGAGUUAAGCAUUGAAAACAAAAUGUUGGAACCUUUGCUCAGUCAACUAAAUAGCAUGAGAGUGGUGUUGGCCAGUAGCUCUAAGCAACGUGCUAAUUUAUUAAGCAGUAUGAAACUAAAGUUCGACAUCGUGUCCUCUGAUUAUGAGGAAAACCUGAACCCAAGAGACCAUACUUUCUCGGAUUUUGUUGAAAAAACUGCUUUAGGGAAACUAAAUGACGUUCAUGAAAAACUGAAAACCGACUCGAGACCUCCAGACCUAAUAAUUGCUUCUGACACCAUGGUGACUUGUAACGGAAAGAUGUAUGGUAAACCAAGAACUAAAGAAGAGGCCAUAGCUACUAUAACUGACCUAACCCAACAAGACCUCCCAAAUAGCGUAUACACAGGGGUAGUGAUUUGGUACAAAAACAAAAUCCACAAAUUUACAGAAGUGACCACCGUGUACAUGGCCCCUUUAACCGACAAAGAAAUAUUAUCGUACGUUGAAACUGGAGAGCCCAUGGGAAAAGCUGGAGGAUAUGGAAUACAAGGGCUUGCCAGCACAUUCGUUACCAGAAUCGAAGGGGACUUUAACAACGUGAUCGGAUUACCACUUUGCCGAUUAGCAUUUACACUUAAGAGAAUUGUUACUGGCUCCACCUAAAUACAUUUCCUAUGCGUAUCUUAUAACUUCCUUUAAAAACUUACUACAAAAUAAAUAACAAUGAUAAAUUC
This is a messenger RNA of Anthonomus grandis grandis, 828 nucleotides long. Its product is annotated as dTTP/UTP pyrophosphatase. Lineage: Eukaryota; Metazoa; Arthropoda; Insecta; Coleoptera; Curculionidae. Gene Ontology annotation, molecular function: nucleoside triphosphate diphosphatase activity. The coding region runs from base 134 to 757 and encodes 207 amino acids. The record is from RefSeq and is a predicted model, not a curated record. The transcript is spliced from 4 exons.